UCCAAAAAGGCUCAUCUGGGAAAGAGAGAGAGGAGAGAGAGAGGAAGCGGGAUGCAACUCAACCUGACGCUGAUCUGCUUCGUCUUCGGGGGGUUCCUGCCCGACGCCGCGGCCCGGCGGGAGCAGAUGGACACGGGGCAGUGCGACCUGCCCCGCUCGCAAGGAGAGCUCAACUCCUUCCUCUGGACCAUCCGCCGCGACCCCCCUGCCUAUCUCUUCGGCACCAUCCAUGUGCCCUACACGCGGGUGUGGGACUUCAUCCCCGACAACUCCAAGGCCGCCUUCCAUGCCAGCUCCAGUGUCUAUUUUGAGCUGGACCUCACCGACCCCUACACCAUCUCAGGCCUGGCCAGCUGCCAGAUGCUGCCCCAUGGAGAGAACCUGCAGGAUGUGCUGCCUCGGGAGCUGUACCGCCGCCUCAAGCGCCACCUGGACUACAUCAAGCUGAUGCUGCCCCACUGGAUGACCCCGGACCAGCGGGGCAAAGGGCUCUAUGCUGACUACCUCUUCAAUGCCAUCGCCGGGAACUGGGAGCGUAAGAGGCCUGUCUGGGUGAUGCUCAUGGUGAACUCGUUGACGGAGACUGACAUCCGCUCCAGAGGGGUGCCAGUGCUUGAUCUCUACCUUGCUCAGGAGGCCGAGAGGAUGAAGAAGACGACGGGUGCGGUAGAAAGGGUUGAGGAGCAGUGUCACCCACUGAACGGGCUCAACUUCUCCCAGGUGCUGUUUGCUCUAAACCAAACUUUACUCCAACAUGAAAGCCUCCGAGCAGGUAGUUUGCAGGCCCCAUAUACCACGGAAGAUCUCAUCAAGCAUUAUAACUGUGGAGACCUGAAUGCUGUCAUAUUCAAUCAUGACACUUCUCAGGUCCCUAACUUCAUCAACACAACGCUCCCUCCCCAUGAGCAGGUGACGGCUCAGGAGAUUGACAGCUACUUCAGACAGGAGCUCAUCUACAAGAGGAAUGAGAGGAUGGGGAGGAGGGUGAUGGCACUUUUAAGGGAGAAUGCAGAUAAGAGCUUUUUCUUCGCCUUUGGAGCAGGUCACUUCCUGGGUAACAACACUGUGAUUGAUGUACUGAGACAAGCAGGAUUUGAAGUGGAGCACACCCCUCCUGGACAACCAAUUGGAAAUUCAAAGACGACAAAGACAAGCCCUGCCUUAGAGGGGUCUUCUGCAACUGCCCUGCCCGCUGUCCAGUUUUCUGAACAGGUUCCACUGACAUCUCCUUCCCUGAAGCCCCUGCAGAUAGAUGAAGAAGACAGCCUAUCUCCUCACCUCCUGCUGCCAGACAGCAUCAGCCAGCUGGAAGAGUUUGGCAGGCAAAAGAAAUGGCACAAAAAGCAGCACAAGCAUCAUCGCCAGAGGCAGUUCAAUGACCUUUGGGUUCGGAUAGAAGACAGUACCACCACAUUGCCUUCCUAUAUCAGGAUAACCAACGGCUACAUCACAGUCAAACCUCCCAUAUGGAUUUCAAACCGACUGGAUCAGAGACCACGUUCAGAUCGACCAUCCCAGCUUCAACCUACAAGCUCAGCUUCAACCACCAUUUUAUGGCCAUCAAUAACUUCUCCUUUCUGUGUGGCCAUAGCUUCUUUUCUUCUGAAUCUACUGCAGCCUUCCUGACCACAUUAGUAUUAUGUGCAAUCCCUUGGAAUAGAGAAGAGAGAUAAUUUAUGAAUUGGAGGUUAUGACAACAACAUUUACAAACUGAACCUUCUCAGUGAAUCAGUAGUGCCUUCUAGCUGAUUUUGUCUCUUUGCCCAGAUACAUUUUGAAACUCUAAAGCUUUAUUGUAACACUGACUUACAUCUUCUUUUUGUAGAAGGAUCUUUAUUUCCCAUAGUGCUAUGGGGUUUUGUAAAAUAUACAUGUUCAUAUAAAGAAAAAAAAGAAAAAGAAAAAAUGUAUUUAUUCGACUAGUAAACUUAUUUUUUCUUGUUGUAUAUGUUAAUAACAUCCCUAUUAAUCAGUAGUGAUGGUGAAACAGAUAAAUUAAUAUUUUCUAUAUUUGUUUUCUAACUGACAACUCUGCAAGUGUCUGAACUGACACCUAAUGAAUGGCUUGUAUGUUACUUUCUACAACAGCUGUCCAAUAAGUACAUUUCUGCUGAAGUUCUUUGUUUUUUUUUUUUAAUUCUAAUUAGCAUAACUUAUUCUGAAUAAAACAGAUGCUGCUCUCUGUGGCCUAUUCCCAUUGGAAAAAUAGGUGAAUUCUUAUCUCAAGUUAGCUACUACAACCUAAAAUCCCAGUUAUUUUUGUAUGACUUAGUAAGUCAUUAGUCAAGAUGACACUCUAAGUUCCCCUGUUGUCUUUAACUCAAUUAUUUAACUUACCACAAAAUUACCGAUUUCCAUCUUUGCUCUGGGAUUAAUUAGCUAACUCAGAUUAAGACACUUUUUUCUAAAUAAAAAUUUCUGUAAUAAUUCUACUGGAGUAAUUCUUUUCUCCCCUUCAGCUAUAUAAACACAAGCCUACAGCUUUCCCCAGCAUAAAUGAGAUUCAAGCUUGGUCUGUUUGUUGGGUAUAAAAAUAUAGUAUCCUGCUAAUCUCUAAAACUUUUUGCACCAGUUAUAUUAAUAUAAAUGGGCAACCUGGAGGGCAGAACAUGUCUAGAAAUUCACCUUGUUAUUAUGACUCUUGGAGCUGUUACCUCAGGGCUGAUUGUGGCUUGUUCAAAAUCUGUUCAAGACAGUAGGUAUCCAGUUAAGCCCUGUGUCAUGGAGACAUACAGAAAGUUCCUCCAUUUGUAGACCUUGGUACCUCUGUUGACCUAGAUGGAAAAGUUAUGACAGCAUACACUCACUGAAAAGCUUUUUCCUUGUCCAAGCGGCUUCUUUUCAUGACUGAGAUGAAGAACAUCUGUGGGAAAAGCCAUGUCCAGUUUAGAAGCUAUUGUGUUUAAUAAAGCAUGUGGAUCUUUCUUUUUUAUCAGUCAUCUUUGAUGAAAAACACCUUUUGAUACAAGAGAUUCAAAUGCAAAAUUAGUUUUUGGUUGAAAUAGUCCAUUUUUUUCAAGCCAUCUACAAAACAGAAAUCCAAAAUAUUUGAUGAAAACAUUAGUUGAAAAGAAGAUUCAGAAAACUAGCAUGCAAAUUGUUUUCUUUUUGAAAUUAUUCAGAUGAUAAUGGUGACAAUAAUACUGAAAACAGUCUGACAAAAAACCUUCAUGUCACCUUCCUGCCAGCCCUAACGCUUGGUCUCCAGGGCUGGCGAUGAUUCCAUGUAAUCUUCAAGACUGCAUGUGGUGAGUCGAGGUUUAGGAUUAUAGAGUUUUUUCUGUCACCAUACCAAUUAAUGCAGGAAAAGAGGUUAGGAAAUAAUCAGAAUUUAAAAACAUGGUUUUCUUUGAAAUCAUGAUAAAAUAUUGAGCUUUUUCAUCGUGCGUUUUAACCCAUUGCUUUAAAAAGGCCAGGGAGAAUACAUAUAACUUCUUGUUGGCUUUUGUUCUAUUUUUAGCAAAAAGAUGUAUAGAUUUGUGGUCAGUUUAAGUGGGUACAGUGCUAUAAGCUAUCCCAAUAUUUUCAUGCACAACAGUCGAUAAGGCUGGAUGGAAAACUUUGAGCUUUGCCCCAAAUGUAAGCUUUAAGCACGUCCUGUGCAUACUUUUGUGUUGUGUAUUUUGGCUAGCAGAAGAUUAGAGAUGUUAGUUUUGGACAGGAGCCAUUCACCUUGCAUAAUAUUUAUUGCACUGGGCUGGAUAUUGGAAACAUAUUUUGAGAACUUUUAUUUCUAUUUGAGCUAUUACGCUAGAAAUGCCUUCAUUUGAAUAUAAUGACUUAACAGACCUUCAAAUUCAACCUUAAUGCAUUUGGAAAAGAUUGACUGUCUUGCUUUAUUCAAGAAAGAGAUCAGAACUGAAUUAUAAUAGAAUUAUUAUGUAUUAGUCCCAAAAAUAGAACUGGAAAUAAGGUAGGCAAAUCUUGAGAGUGAUGGUAAGUUACAUAGUAAAAGGGAACAACCAGUGAACCAAAACCCAUUGAAUAUUUUAUUUGUUACAAUCUUACAGAAUCCAGAAAUGAUUCUGUGGUACCAUCCCAGAAAUAAUUCCAGGUGUUGGAAAACUUACAGUCAUAGUGCAGAAGACCACAUAAAGAUAAGCGAGCGAGAGAGAGAGAGAGAAGAGCAGAAAACAGAAAUAAUUUGUCCACGAUCAUGAGGAAAACUACCAAUAGGACUGAGACUGGGAUUUAUUUCUACUCUUUUCCAGUCUGUGGCCUUCUCCAUAGACCUGUGGGGCUUUUUUGAAUGUAGGAGCACACAGGUGUCUCUGUGCUCACAGCUGUCAUACUACACAACAUAGUCACUCACUUCAUCACUCUUAAAUUAGACUACAAAUCUCCUGAGUGUGGAAGAAUUUCCCUUACCUAUUGCUUGUACAGACUUCUGCCCUGCAGAUGAGUUCUGAGUUACUCCUCCACUGAACAACAAUUUUAAAUACUCGUUAUCUUGAAUAUCACAGCAUGUUUUGCUGUAUCUUGUAGUUUGUUUGGCACUCGGGCAUUUUGUCUGUAAUUCAUGUGAAAUGAAUAAAUGUCUCUGGAGCUCACUGAAUUUAUCCUUGCGCUGGUGCCCAAUGAUGUUUUUCAUGUUGGGAUCUGAGUUUCAGUGCAAGGUCUCUCAGGGGUUUGGAGUCAACACGCUUGACUAAAAAUUACAUCAUCUGAGCUUCCUGCAGGUCAGGGGGAGAAGACAGGGCAUGCACACACACACACACAGUUGUUAUGUAAAAAAGUCAUCAAGGAGGAAGGCAGUACAAUACAAGAUUAACUAUCAGUUCAGGAGCCCGCAUGAGUGGCUUCAGCACAGUUUUCGAACCAGGUGUUCCUUUUAUUUUGUUGUCUUACCCUAAACUAUGACUUAGAAUAACUCAUUUCAAUCCAUGGUAUGUAAGUAUGGCAAUACCAGCAAGUGAGAUCCUCAUUGUGAUAGAUAAAAAUGAAAUAUUUAUUAAUCAGCCACAGCAGACCAGUGUUAAUUCAAAUACAUUAAUACUGGUUAGCAGAGAUCUAUUCACCUUCGCCAAAGUGGAUCAGGUCAAAGACACGAUUAUAUUAUUUCCCUCGUAUUUGAAGAGUGUCUAUAUCAGAUGUGACACACACUUUUAAAGUAAAAUUGGCUACCAGUUUCAUGGAACUUAAGUUUUUUUCUGCUGUUUUUUAAGACACUUGACACUCAAAGCUGUUUAGAAACUGAUUGUUUUCUUUCUUUCUAAGAAAACCUAAGAUUCCAGGAGCAGGAGAGUGUAAAAAAAAAAAAAAAAUCCAUGCCCAGUAAAUCUCUCUUUGAAAGCUGCAAAUGCUGAUGCUACUAUUUACCUGUGGGAAACACACGCACACACUCAACAGACUUAUACAAUGUCUAUCAGUCAAGGACGUGACUUUGAUAUGGUUGAAUCCAAAGCUUAAUGUUCCUAUGAUUCAUUCUUGCAACUGAAACCUCAGCUACAGCUAACACUGAUACAAUUUACAUUAUACAUAACUAUAACAUUAUAAACGAAUACUAAUUGCCUGCCAAACUAUUGCCCUGAUGGAAUAAACUCUAAGAGCAGAACUAACUUCCACUUCUUUCAUUGGUUUCAUGCUUUUCUUGCCUAUGUUUAACCAGAAAUGCUGUAUUAACAUGCAUUGCCACUUGAAGAACCAGUUAGUAAGCUGGGACAGAGGGUAUAUUGUAUUUUAUGCCUGAUGUAGUUUCUCUACAAUCCCUUGAGCUGUUGAAUAAUGCAAUACCGCUUCUGGAAAUAAAGGAUGAACAUGGUUUAUGAUAACUAUGCUUUAUACAGGUGUGAAAAUCUGCUUUGCUGAGCUUCCCUUCCUGUUCCUCCAAGCUCCAGUGUAAUUUAGGAACACCCAAAGUACGGAGUUGUUUAUUUAUCCAAGUUCUUUGAUACACAGUUGCUGAGAGGGAGAAGGAGAGAGUAUAUUUAAUCUAUAUUAAGUGCAUUGAUUAGUCAAAUGAUAUGAUCCAAUCAGUCAUUACCGUACCUCACUGUUGGGGAGGAAUUUCCCAUCAUAUAUUUAGGUUAAAGAAAGCAAAGUACCAAAGUGAUUAUUUCAGCACAAAUGUUAUCUUUCCAACUUUGCUUAGUACCAUAAGAUAUUUCUAGGUUUUUAUACAAAAAAAAGGGGGGGGGGGGGGCUUGAGUCAUCUCUCUGAUGUUAUCCAUGUUCUAUAGCGUGCUAGAUUUCAACUUCAAUUUAAACUUGUUACAGCUAAACUAGAGCAGAAAGCCAGGUGCCCAAAUUUGAGCUCACAGGCACGUGCACCUCGUGUGUGUGUGUGUCGCUCUGUGUGUGUGUGUGUGUGUGUGUGUGUGUGCGCGCGCGCGCGCGCGCGUGCGUGUGCACGUGUGCGUGUGUGUGUGUGUGUAUGUUGUCCCAGCCCAAAAGCAACCAUUCCUGUGACUAGCUUUUCACAAGGCACCUUAAUCUAGCUAAAACCAGUGAGAUUUUUUUUUUUUUUCCACCAGAUACUUUUCUUGUGCUGGAAUGAUUAACCAGACUGCAGACUCAUAUUCACACUGAAUUUUAAAUCGCAUGUUUGUCAGUUUUCAAUUCAAAUGUAUGUCUUCAAAUAUUUUUUUCCUGUCCCACCUCCUGCUUUUGUGAACUGUUUUGAAGAGUGUAAUU
This is a messenger RNA of Rhea pennata, 6633 nucleotides long. RefSeq names its product TraB domain containing 2B (gene TRABD2B). The transcript has 7 exons. Gene Ontology annotation, cellular component: plasma membrane; organelle membrane. Gene Ontology annotation, biological process: negative regulation of Wnt signaling pathway. The record is from RefSeq and is a predicted model, not a curated record. Gene Ontology annotation, molecular function: metalloendopeptidase activity; Wnt-protein binding. Lineage: Eukaryota; Metazoa; Chordata; Aves; Rheiformes; Rheidae. The coding region runs from base 52 to 1626 and encodes 524 amino acids.